AUGUCUACCCCCUUGCCUACCGAGGACCGCCACGAAGAGGCUCCCACCGUGACCGCAACUACACAAGAAUCUCAGCCCGCGCCAAGCACCAACACUGCACCAGCACCAACACCAGCCCCAGCCCCGACCCCGAUCCCAGCGCAAUCGCAGAAAGUAGCUGUAGAUGACGACGAUGAAGAUUCAGACUUCGAUGAGCUAGAUGACGUCCUCGACGACUUCAACAAACCCAAACCCGCCCCUCCUAUAAAUCCACCCGCACUCCCUGCCACCACCAACCCGGAUCCCUCAACAGGAAUCGCACCCCCAGACUUCGACGAAGAUGCCUUCCUCAAGCAACUCGAACAAGACAUGGCGAACAUGAUGGGGCCAGGCGGAGGCGCCGGUAGCAGCUUAGACCCCAACUUCCAAGCAACGGUCGACCAAGGCGCCGACGUUUUCGCAAAACAGCUCGAAGAGAGCGGGAUCCCACCAGGUGAUUUCCUCAAACAGCUCCUCGCCGACGUGAUGGCCGAAGAGGGUGGUUCUGGAGCCGGAGCUUCAGCAGAGAACCUCGCUGCAGCCGCAGCCGCGGCUGGCAUCGCUACUCCCAGCGCUCAGGGUUCCUCUAGUACGCCCGCUACAAACGCAGGCAUAGAACAACCCGCCGACUCGUUCAACGACGCCAUCAAGCGCACAAUGGGCCGCAUGAAAGAAAGCGGUGAUAAAGCUACCGCAGCGGCAAGUAAUGAAGAUGACAUCUCCGAGGAUAUGCUGGCGCAGCUGCUCAAGGCUGUUGAGGCGGGGGCAUCGGGUGCUGGCGAAGACGGAGAUCUGUCGAAGAUGUUCAUGGGUAUGAUGGAGCAGCUGUCUAAUAAGGAGAUGCUGUACGAGCCGAUGAAGGAAUUGGAUGUCAAAUUCGGGCCGUGGAUUGAGAAGAAUAAGGGCAGUGGCAAGGUUUCUGCUGAGGAUAUGGAGCGGUUUGAGACCCAGGCGCGGGUUGUGAAGCAGAUUGUGAGCAAGUUCGAGGAGAAGAAUUUCUCGGAUGAUGAUCCCAAGUGUCGAGAAUAUGUGUGGGAGAGGAUGCAGGAGAUGCAAGCGGCUGGAAGCCCGCCUGAGGAACUUGUUUCGAAUCCCCUCAUGGAGGACCUGGGAGGUGCGGUUGGAGCUGGCGGAGUGCCUGAUUGCCCGCAGCAGUGA
Messenger RNA from Penicillium expansum, 1176 nucleotides. RefSeq names its product putative peroxisomal membrane protein receptor Pex19 (gene pex19). NCBI's taxonomy places the organism in Eukaryota, Fungi, Ascomycota, Eurotiomycetes, Eurotiales, Aspergillaceae. The record is from RefSeq and is a predicted model, not a curated record. Gene Ontology annotation, cellular component: peroxisome; peroxisomal membrane. Gene Ontology annotation, biological process: protein import into peroxisome membrane. The transcript is spliced from 3 exons. The coding region runs from base 1 to 1176 and encodes 391 amino acids.